GGACCUCCAUCUCCCAAUGUCGGAGGAAUCCGACACGUGACGGUCGGCCCGCCGUCUCAGACUAGAGGAGCCCUGCAAGCGCCAUGGCUCCCGAGAAGCCACCCUGUCUUCCCUCCCUGCUGCUGCCUCUCCUGACGCUGCUGUUACCCCAGGCAGACACUCGGUCGUUCGUAGUGGAUAGGGAUAACGACAGGUUCCUCCUGGACGGGGCCCCGUUCCGCUACGUGUCUGGCAGCCUGCACUAUUUUCGGGUACCGCGGGUGCUUUGGGCAGACCGGCUUUUCAAGAUGCGAUUGAGCGGCCUUAACGCCAUACAGUUUUAUGUGCCCUGGAACUACCAUGAGCCACAGCCUGGGGUCUAUAACUUUAAUGGCAGUCGGGACCUCAUUGCCUUUCUGAAUGAGGCAGCUAUAGCGGACCUGUUGGUCAUACUGAGACCAGGACCUUACAUCUGUGCAGAAUGGGAGAUGGGGGGUCUCCCAUCUUGGUUGCUUCGAAACCCUAAAAUUCAUCUGAGAAGCUCAGAUCCAGACUUCCUUGCCGCAGUGGACUCCUGGUUCAAAGUUUUGCUGCCCAAGAUAUAUCCAUGGCUGUACCACAAUGGAGGCAACAUCAUUAGCAUUCAGGUGGAGAAUGAAUAUGGUAGCUACAAGGCUUGUGACUUCAGCUACAUGAGACACCUCGCUGGGCUCUUCCGUGUGCUACUAGGAGACAAGAUCUUGCUCUUCACCACAGACGGGCCUCAAGGACUCAAAUGUGGCUCCCUCCAGGGACUCUAUACCACUGUAGACUUUGGCCCAGCUGACAACAUGACCAAAAUUUUUACCCUGCUUCGGAAAUAUGAACCCCAUGGGCCAUUGGUGAACUCUGAGUACUACACAGGCUGGUUGGAUUACUGGGGACAGAAUCACUCCACACGGUCUAUCCUAUCUGUAACCAAAGGACUGGAGAAUAUGCUCAAGUUGGGAGCCAGUGUGAACAUGUACAUGUUCCAUGGAGGUACCAACUUCGGAUACUGGAAUGGUGCUGAUGAGAAGGGACGCUUCCUUCCGAUCACUACCAGCUAUGACUACGAUGCACCCAUAUCUGAAGCUGGGGACCCCACACCUAAGUUUUUUGCUCUUCGAAAUGUCAUCAGCAAGUUUCAGAAAGUUCCCUUGGGACCUUUACCUCCUCCCAGCUUCAAGAUGAUGCUCGGACCUUUGACUCUGCACCUGGAUGGGGAUUUGCUGGAUUUCCUAGACUUCCUAUGCCCCCAAGGGCCCAUCCGUUCAAUCUUGCCAAUGACCUUUGAGGCUGUCAAGCAGGACCAUGGCUUUAUGUUGUACCGGACCUAUCUGACCCAAACCAUUUUUGAGCCAACACCAUUCUGGGUGCCAAAUGAUGGAGUCCAUGACCGUGCCUAUGUGAUGGUGGAUGGGGUGUUCCAGGGUGUUUUGGAACGAAAUAUGAGACACAAACUACUUUUGACGGGGAAACUGGGAGCCAAAUUGGAUAUCUUGCUGGAAAACAUGGGGAGGCUCAGUUUUGGGUCUAACAGCAGUGACUUCAAGGGUGUAUUAGAGCCACCAAUUCUAGGACAGACAAUCCUUACGCAGUGGAUGAUGUUUCCUCUGAAAAUUGAUAACUUUGUAAAGUGGUGGUUUCCCCUCCAGUUGCCGAAAACAUCACGACCUCAAUUUCCCUCUGGCCCCACCUUCUACUCCACAACAUUUCCAAUUUUAGGCUUAGUCGGGGACACAUUUCUGUAUCUACCUGGAUGGACCAAGGGCCAAGUCUGGAUCAAUGGGUUUAACUUGGGCCGGUACUGGACAAAGCAAGGGCCACAACAGACCCUCUACGUGCCAAGACCCCUGCUGUUUUCUAGCGGAAUCCUCAACACAAUCAUAUUGCUGGAGCUAGAAAAAGUGCCUCCCCAGCCCGAAGUCCAAUUUUUGGAUAAGCCUAUCCUCAAUAGCAGCAUACAUAAGACAUAUAUCGAUUCCCCUGAACCAAUGGUGUUAAGUGGGCACUGAAAGAAAGGUAACCCUUGAACCUGGGACAUGGAGUGGGCAGGAUCCCUCGGUGCUGGCCAUGGUGACCAUAAGGAACCAAAGGCCAGAUGGCUCUAGAUGUAAGUACAAGUGCAGUUCCCUUGCCAAACUUUAUUGCGAUUAAAGUUCCAAAGACAGAACCAGUUC
Messenger RNA from Galeopterus variegatus (Sunda flying lemur), 2180 nucleotides. RefSeq names its product galactosidase, beta 1-like (gene GLB1L). Gene Ontology annotation, cellular component: vacuole. The record is from RefSeq and is a predicted model, not a curated record. Gene Ontology annotation, molecular function: beta-galactosidase activity. Gene Ontology annotation, biological process: carbohydrate metabolic process. Lineage: Eukaryota; Metazoa; Chordata; Mammalia; Dermoptera; Cynocephalidae. The transcript has 17 exons. Bases 84 to 2015 code for a protein of 643 amino acids.